Uranotaenia lowii is the source of this 4730-nucleotide messenger RNA. RefSeq names its product recQ-like DNA helicase Blm (gene Blm). The transcript is spliced from 5 exons. Gene Ontology annotation, cellular component: cytoplasm; chromosome; nucleus. Gene Ontology annotation, molecular function: 3'-5' DNA helicase activity; ATP binding; four-way junction helicase activity. The record is from RefSeq and is a predicted model, not a curated record. The coding region runs from base 182 to 4663 and encodes 1493 amino acids. Lineage: Eukaryota; Metazoa; Arthropoda; Insecta; Diptera; Culicidae. Gene Ontology annotation, biological process: DNA replication; double-strand break repair via homologous recombination.
UGCGAGCUCGCCAUCAGUUCGAUGGGUUCGAUGGAUUUGUUUUAUUCAAUUGUGUUUUCAUUUAUCUUUUUCAAUAGUAAUCCAAUCUUUAGUUAUUAGUUUAUUUACUCGUCUUGUGUAAAGUGUUAGGCAUAUUUAAAUAAAUCUAACGAUUAUCAACUAUUCUGAACUCGGAAUCAAAAUGUCUCGAAAACAGCUUUCGCUCUCUAUCUCACAAACUAAAAGUGACCCCAAGAAACAAACCAGUCUCAUGACUUUCGUAACCAAAAAAGAUAAAACGGAAAAUGUUACCAGUUCAAUAGAAGAUUCAAAAAUUAAACCAAGUAGAAAAGAGCCUAAUGCGAAAAACAGCAGCGUCUCAGAAGAAGAGGCCAAACUCAGAUCUCCGAGCAUAUUCAAACCAAAGUUUCCAAAGGGAAACCCACCAAAAACAAUAGAGAUCAAUUCCAGUGAUUCGGAGAGCUCUCCAGUUAAGCCCAACAGCAGGAUCAUAAAAGUAUCUAGACGAAUCCAAGACGACUAUGACAACGAAAACCAUGAGAUUUCCAAAUCCAGCCAACUGGAUCAGCCGGACGAAUACGAUCUCAUGGUAUCGAAGUAUUGCAUGGAAGCCAAAUCUGUCUCAUUGCAGUUGAAUUUAGAAGACGAUGUUCGGUACCGAGAAGCAACUAAAAAGCUGGAAGAAAAUCUCGCCAAAAUCAGUCCUCAGAAAGCAGUUUCAUCUGAAGUGAGUUCGAGCUUGAAAAAAUCGGGCAAAUUUGAGUUUAAAGUUCCGAAGGCCAGUUCAAUGCUAUCGGGUUUGAGCGAGCCGCUACGUAAACCUAUUAAUUUGAAUGAAACACCGCCUGUUGAGGAAGACGACUUUGAAGUAAAGCAGCCAAAACCUUCUAAUUCUUCUGGUUCAGUGCGAAACAGCUUUAAAGAUGAUAAGGAAUCUCUAAUGUUAGCUAAAAGCAACUCGGAAACGGGAAGCUUAAAAGAUAUGAAAUUCAAGCCCAAGUUACCGACAACUUUGCCGAGUAAAGAUACGAAUAAAAAUGAGUUGACAUCGCCAACAGUUUUCAGAAAUCAGGACCAUUUGUUGAAUGGAAAUACUAGUACCCCAACGAAUUCUGUAGUUUUCAAGCCUAACAUUCUGGUCAGUAAACUAGGGGCAAAAGAAAAUGCUUCGAAUCAACGGAAUGAAGAAUGUUUGAUGAACAGUGAUACAGGUGUUCCGAAAAAAUCGCUGACUUUCAAGCCUAAAAAACCAUUGAGUAAUCUAGGAUCAAUGGAAAGUGUUCCAGCUCAAUCAUCUAAAAGCAAUACGACGACAUCAUCAUUAGACCGCUUGCUAAGCCCAACUCAACCAAAACCCUCGGUAGUAUUUAAUCCGGAGCUCGACGAGUUUAUGAUCGAUGUUUUAAACAACCCACGUUUUAAAUCCAAAGAAAUCUCGGAUAUCAAGACGAACAAUCAAUACUUGCAGGAAACGAGUCACGCCUUGCAUGAAAAGUUUUAUGAUAUCAUCAAUCAAGUUCCGGUGGAAUUUUUCAGCUCAAUUCAAGGCUUUAAAAUGGACACAUUCUCCAAGAUGAAAUCAUUAAUCGAAAAUAUUCGGGGCAAAAUAAAAGUUAACGAAAAAGCACUGAAUAAUUUCAAAAACUUGAAAAAAACACCCAUCGGGAAUAGAAUUAGUCGGGUUGAGGUGGCAAAGUCUACCGAUCCCUCGGACGAAUUCAAUCACAGCGCUGGAAAUUCUACUACUAUGUAUGAUGUUACCGGUGAUGAAAAUGAUUUUAUUGAAAGCACCAUUCCCCCCGCAAGAACGACCGAUAUCUGUAACCAAACCGGGAAAGUUGGAUCUUUUGUUUUCAAGAAACCAGUUGCGGCAACUCUCCUCGGUACGCCAUCAAGUAAACCAUCACCUGUUGAAAAUGAAAUACCGCCCGAUGAAGAUGAAGAUGACGUUGAAAGCAUCAUGAACAAUAUUCGAGAGGAGGAACUCAUUGAUAAGGGCCAAGCGAGUCGACGCAACCUUGAUUGCGUUGAUCUCGUUACUCCAGAGAAUUCUUUCCGUAAAUCGGAGUCGAGAAUCACGUUCUCUGCUCAGGAAACUUCGCUGCAUAACACUCAAUUUAUUGAAAAUGUCGAAACACAAGUCGAUGACGACGGUUGGCAGGUGUACGAUCCGAAUCUUUUCAAAGAUGAUGAUUUUAUCGACAUUACAGAUGCAUCAGAAGGUUUCCCAAGUGCACCAGUCUCUAAACCACGUAGAGAAAUUCAUGGUGAUGCUGCGCUAAACCGCCUGUUGGAAGAUGUUAAUAGUCAGGCAUCAACCUCGUCAACCGUUUCAAACAAUCAAACAAAAUCACAGAAUGCAAUGGGCAAUUUUCAUUCUGGCGUUCGCAACGAUGGAAUCACAGGAGAAUUCGAUGGAAUGAACUUCCCGCAUAGUACACAUAUGCAAAUAGUUUUCCGAGAAACUUUCGGUCUUCGCUCCUUCCGUCCUAACCAGUUGCAAGUCAUCAAUGCCACCUUAUUAGGUCAUGACUGUUUCGUAUUGAUGCCUACUGGAGGUGGAAAAUCUUUAUGCUAUCAACUGCCUGCGCUUCUUACCGAAGGAGUCACCAUAGUAGUGAGUCCGCUCAAAUCCUUGAUAUUUGAUCAGGUGAGUAAGCUCAAUUCCCUCGACAUACCGGCCGCACAUCUCUCGGGUGAAGUGUCCUACGCCGAUCAGCAAAAAAUCUAUACCGAUCUGUCCAGCCCUCAGCCCACCCUCAAGCUGCUGUACGUAACGCCAGAGAAAAUUUCUUCAUCAGGACGGUUCCAAAACGUUCUUAGCGGGUUGUUUCGAAUGAAGAAACUCGGUCGAUUCGUCAUCGACGAAGCUCACUGUGUUUCUGCGUGGGGUCAUGAUUUUCGGCCGGACUACAAAAAGUUGUCGGUGCUGCGGGAGCAAUUUCCAUCGGUUGGAAUCAUGGCACUGACGGCAACGGCAAAUCCUCGGGUUAGGAUCGAUGUGCUUAAGCAGCUAACGUUAACACGCAACACGAAGUGGUUUCUGUGUAGCUUUAAUCGUCCGAAUCUCAAAUACAUAGUACGGCCAAAGCAAGGCGUGGCCACCAAAGGAGAAAUAAUCGAGCUGAUUAAGAAAAAAUUCCCACGAGCUACGGGAAUCGUGUACUGUCUUUCGAAGAAAGAUUGCGACCAGUUAGCUGCGGAUCUGAAGAGCGCCGGAAUAAAUGCGAAAAGCUAUCACGCUGGGCUGUCCGACUCACAGCGUGAAGCCACGCAGAAGGAUUGGAUUACGGAUAAGAUUAAGGUAGUUUGCGCAACGAUUGCUUUCGGUAUGGGUAUCGACAAGCCGGAUGUACGAUAUGUGAUCCAUCAUUCAAUGCCGAAAAGCAUUGAGGGCUACUACCAGGAAGCUGGACGUGCCGGUCGUGAUGGAGAGCUUGCCACAUGCAUUCUGUAUUACAACUACUCCGACAUGCUACGUUACAGGAAAAUGAUGGACCACGAUAAUUCGAUUCCAUUUGAGGCAAAGCAAGUACAUUUACACAAUCUAUUCCGAAUGGUUAACUAUUGUGAGAACGUUGCUGAUUGUAGGCGGGCCCAGCAGUUGGAUUAUUUUGCAGAACAUUUCACCCGGGAACAAUGUUUGGAAAAUCGUGCGAGCGCCUGUGAUAACUGUCUGAUGCAGGGAGAUUACAAAACGGUGGAUGUGACCGAUGAUUGCAUAGCGAUUGCCAAAAGUGUUCGAGAUCUUUGCAGUGGAAGAAACCGGUUCACUCUGCUUCAUUUGGUAGAAGUAUUCAAAGGAAGUGAGCAGAAGAAAAUUCUCGAAAACAAUCAUAAUAGGACACCAUAUCACGGACGGUUGAAAAGCUGGGAAAGAAGUGAUAUCCAACGGCUUAUGCACAAACUAGUAAUUGAGGAUUAUCUGAAGGAGGAUCUUAUCUUCAGCAACGACAUUCCGCAAGCUUACAUCAAGAUUGGCAGUAAAAUCGAAAAGCUUAUGAAUAGAGAAGUUAGGGUAAACUUUUCAGUCAAAGAAAAGACAGCUGGCAAACGGGGUCAACAAAUCGAUGUUGGUAAUGAGCCGAAACUCGACACUCAAAGUAAUGCUCAACUCAAAGAACUGCAGGAACGAUGUUACAACGAUCUAUUGGACAUUUGUCGAGCUUUUGCUGCUCAGAAAAAUGUGACGUUAGCCUCUAUCAUGAACAUGCAAGCAUUGAAGGCUAUGUCCGAGCGACUACCGGAAACACAAGCGGAAAUGCUGGCAUUACCGCAUGUGACGAAGGCAAACUUCGAGAAGUACGGACAACAGUUGCUAGAAAUAACACAAAACUAUGCUGCUGAGAAGCUGUGCCUAAUGUUAGAUGCAGAAGCAGCGGCAGGGAGUGAUGAUGAUGAUAGCGGAAGUAGUGACGAUGGCACUGAUUGGGGUCGGUUGGCACGGGAAGCUUCCACAAGUACAUCUGGCGGAGCCAAACGGAAAAGAAGUUGGGGAUCGGGAGGUCGAGGCGCCAAGAAAUUCCGUCGAGGUCGUACAAAGUCGAAAUCCAGAGCAAGAACUAAAACCGCCAGCAGUAGAGGAGGAACGACUGCUGCUAAACGUGGUGGUCGAGGAGGGAAAUCUGCCUCUUCUGGUUUCGCAUUACUUCCUGUUUUGUGAAAUAAGUCGUUAUUCUAUUUAGUUGGUAAUUUUAGAAAUACAAUAACUCAUUUUUAAACUGGAAAAA